UCCGUUUAUUCUUACCACUGCACUGACCGGCAGCCGAAGUGUGUGCAACCCUUAACCGCUGUUGAAUUGUUGACUGGAAGGGUAUAACAGUAACUGCUACACGCCGUUGCUUUCAGUGAGGUCCGCGCCUUGGUCCCGGAGUGUAGGGAGGAAAUUGAACACCGUUCGGUUCGCGCGGUGGCUGUGUUAUAUAGUAGCGCUAACAGGCGCUCUGAGUUCAUUUAAUCGAUGAUCGCUUCCCAUCCAUGCCUUUGUGUUUAUCUGGUGUAAAUCAGAAAGGAAGAGAGCGGUAGAAAAAAAAAAAACAGAGUUCCCCUGAAAAUAGAAUCUGGAAGAAAAAGGGAAAGGUGAAUUUGAGAGUUGCAAUUCGCCGAUCUCUUCUGGUACGCAGUAACAAAACUGUUGACAGCAGCGGCCUGGCUUUGUGCACGGUGUCCGGUGUCACACAAUGAGUGCCAUGACACCUCAUUCACUUCCAGUGGCUCUUUGAUGUUUGGAUUUUAACCGCUGGGAUUCUUCCACUCAGUCGUCCGUUCAUUGUGUCAAUCAGUACGUGUGUCUGAAACUGCCCUGCAUCAUGUGGACGUUACUGCAGCUGGCAGUGUGCCUGUGUGCGCUGGGCGUUUGUGUAGUAUUUGCCCGUGACCCAGACUUUGAUGUACCUGUGAUUAAUGUGACCAUAACAGCCGGGAUGACAGCGGUGUUACCUUGCUCUGUCAACAAUCUGGGCAACCAUCUGCGUCGACAUUCCAAGCCGCAGGUGAUUUGGACCAACCCAAAGGCCGUGUUGUUGACAUUUGAAAACAAGCGAACAACAGAUGAUGAUCGAAUCAGCAUUAACCGUCCUUACAUUAAGGAAUGGAAUCUCCACAUCCGGGAUGUCAAGUAUUCAGAUCAAGGAGAAUACACCUGUCAGAUUAACACCGACCCGGUCAAAACAAAAAAAGUCUACCUGCAUGUGCAAGUUCCAUCGGCAAUCAUCGAUCAACUGUCAUCGUCGGACAUGGUUGCAGAGGAAGGGGACACCGUGAUGCUAGUGUGUAAUGUAACGGGUGUGCCCCACCCAGAGGUUACAUGGUUUAGGCUCCCCACCCAGGCAGGCACCCAGAAAGAAAAGAUCGGUGUCAGCGGUGAGAUUUUAAUCAUCCACAACGUCUCACGUUUCUGUGAUGAUGUUUAUGAGUGUGUAGCGUACAACGGAGUUCCUCCUGCGGUUAAUCGACAGAUACGAGUCACAGUACAAUUCCCACCUGAAAUCCAGCUUCCAAACCGGAGAAUUGGUCAAGUCAGGGGGAGAGAAACCAUCCUGGAAUGUAUCAUCACAGCAUAUCCUCACACUCUGAACUACUGGAAGAGGUUUGGAGAGGAGAUUGAAAACAACGACAAGUACCAGGUGGAUGUCUAUGAAGAAGGGGAAGAUACUCUGACCCUUAGUUUGAGAAUUCGCUCUUUACAAGAGGAGGAUUAUGGGAAAUACACAUGCGUCUCUAUUAAUCCUGUAGGAUCUGAUGAAGAAACAAUGUAUUUAUAUGAGAGGAAAAAAAUCAAAACCACAACGACGACAAUGUCAACUAUACCCAGCACACACAGCAAAGCCACACAGCCAGACUUGGUCACCUGGCGACCACCCAGCAAAGUUCCCACGGAUCCGCACAAGCAACCCGGUAAUCAAGGCUAUCUUCCAGGUGAACAUGGAGAGAAAGAUUUGAACCGAGGAGAAAUAGAUAUUGUCACAAAGGGCCUAUCCAGAGAGACCCCACCUCAAAAUGACCAGCACCCGGGCAAGUCUGGAGAAAAGAUGGAGUCGAAAGGAAAUUUAGCCAACAAAGGGGCUUAUGCCUGUAUAUUUAUUGUCGUCUUUUUAUCAGCUUUAACCUCCAUAUGUGUGUGGAAGCGAACAUGAGACAAGCAGUGGAAAUGGAUGUGGAAGUAAAUUGUUAAUGUGACACAUCUGGCAGUACUUCACAAAAUACUGUCAGCUUUGUUCUGUCAUGACAUCAUUUCAUGACAAUGGUGUAUGGGACCAGCAUUUUUCAGCAUGACAUUACAAACUGUUGCCAUGGUUACCAACAUGGUGGUUUCAUGUGAAUGUGAAUCUUACUAUCUUCGCCCUAAACGCUCAGUCAACAUUUCUACUUGGGCUUCCAGCAUCGCCUCGCCAUUUCUUCUAAAAAGUUUGAUUUGGUGCAAAGAAAAAAUGUGUUUUCCUCAAAAUGGAAGACAAAAAGGUGAUCUACACGAACCAAAUGAAUGAGCCAUUUUUUUGGCCUAAAUACAAUAAAUGCAAAGGUUGUUUUCGUGGCUCAGAUCAAGAUUCUUUACAAAAAAUGCCACGCUAAAACGACAAAACAUCAAAUUUUUCAGUUGGACUCGAUAACAGAAAGGGGACAUAACUCUUCUGAGCUAACUGAUUCACUGUUUGUUCUAUGUAGCAGUAUUGGCAGGAACACACUGGUACAUUGUGCUUCUAGAUGAAGUAUUGAUGCACUUGAAAGGAAAGGCUAGUCAUAUUUCUUGCAGGAAUGAAGAGUUUGCAGAAAACUUUCUGCUGGGAGAACUGUUGGUUGAUUUUUUUCUCAAAUGUACAUGAACAUUUUAUUAAUAUUCGUACAUGUACAACAGCCCAACAAGUUGAGCAGAGGCUGUAAAAAACAAACUGGAAUUAUGAGUGUGAAAAUCUUGUUUAUUAAUUUCAUCAAAUUUUCUGACACAUCCCAUAAUGAUCAAUGCAGUUAUGAUCUUCUAUUGUUUGAAUUUUUUUUAUGUACUGUGCUCAAAACUGACUCUGUUGCCAUGUCUGUUCACAAUUAUGUGCUUUAUUCAUUUUGUUGAUGAUCCAAUGUGUAAUUAAUCAAAUCAGCAUUGUUCUGUUAAUAAGAAAAUCUGUGAUUUUAUUGGUGGCGAUAUAUGUGUAAAUGUACAUGUAUUUAAGUCACAAUACAGUGUUUUAUUGUUUGUUUUUUUGUUUUUUUUUUAAACUUGUGAAAGAAACUUGUGCCAAACUUCUAUUAAAGUAAACAACUCUGUUUUUUUUUUUUAACAUAUGGUGUUUCCAUAACAAAUUAUGGAGUUAUAAUAAAUUAUUGUGUGAUUUUUAACUCUUUAUGAAACAUAGUGUACAUCCUGUAAAAUUGAUGAAACUGUUCGUUCCACAAUAAGUUGAUAAAUGACAUGUAUAUCUUAUCCCUUUCAUUUUAAGUGGGCUAGCUACUCCCAAACAAUUAUGCACCUGUCUGUUGAUGUACAAUUCCAUUAUGCUGAUACAAUUAAGUCUGCAGACAAAGUUUUCUGUACAAAUUUUCAGAACAAAACUAUAUGGUACUGGUUCUGUUUUAUGACAUGUGAUCCAAAAACAAAAUUAAUAACAAAACAAAUUGUUUGCAAGAGUGUUACUAUGAUGUCCAUGGUAAUAUUCCACCAGUAUCUGUAAAUAUCAGCCGAUAAGUUUUUUUUUGUCAGAAAAAUCCACAUUUAGCUAGCCUGCUGAGCUAUUUGGAUUUAGUUUAUGCUAUGCUCCUCCUCUCUACCCAAAGAUUACAAUAUAUAGAGAACCUGCAUCGAAAACUUCGAACAUGUUUAGAUCCAGCCCACUUUUGUUCAAAUGUAUGGUUGGUCCAACUCUGACAGAAUCUACCAGUAAGAUUGGACAAAAGCAGUGACCCCCUCUGUAUUAAUCACUAAACAGAGCUGCAUCUCUGUAUCUAGUGCAGUGGG
Molecule: messenger RNA, 3714 nt
Organism: Liolophura sinensis
Lineage: Eukaryota; Metazoa; Mollusca; Polyplacophora; Chitonida; Chitonidae
Product: limbic system-associated membrane protein-like
Exons: 9
Coding region: 578-1903 (441 amino acids)
Cellular component (GO): neuron projection
Source: RefSeq, a predicted model, not a curated record